AUGGACAAUACCACCGAACUCCCGCUUCGUGCUACCAGCCCCUCUGAACAAGACUUCAUGAAUCUCACCGUCGGCCAGCGAAGGGUACUCCAGGCCACCGAGAGGGUUGGCGCGUCUCUUAGCCUGAUAGGCGUCAUCUUGAUCUUCAUCACGUACGCCGCCUUCAAGCGCCUGCGUACCGUUCCCAAUACCUUUAUUCUGUUCGCCUCGAUUGCAAAUGUCGGUGCCAGCAUCGCGUGCCUGAUCGGCUUUGCCGGCCUGAACGCCGGGGAUGACUCGGCGCUGUGCCAGGUUCAAGCUUUCCUUCUCGAGAUGUUCAUGCAGUCCGACCCGUGGUGGUCUCUCGCCAUGGCGGUCAACGUCUACAUGGUCUUCUUCCUCGCGGCGAACCCGAACAGCUUCCGUCAAUACCUGUGGAUUUACAGCUUGGUCUGCUUCGGGGCUCCAGCCCUGCCUGCACUCAUCUGCCUCAUUCUUCGCAAAGAUUCACGGGGGAUCUACGGAAAUGCCACGCUAUGGUGUUGGAUUGACGACAACUGGAGCUCGCUACGCAUAUUCACCUACUACAUGCCCAUAUGGGUGUGCAUCCUGCUAUCUGGCGUCAUCUACUUUGCUGUCGGAUACCAGGUCUUUCACCAGCGUAACCAGCUGCGCAACUUGACGCUUAGCAACCCCGCUAAGGAAGUGUCCAGUUGCGAUAUAAGGGAUUCGGCGGAAAAGGCAUUUUCCGGCCAACAAGGCUGCUAUGCCACGGUCGUGACCGAGGUCCGAGUUACCGCUGAGCGUUCAGACGACAUCCUGCCGUCACCGCCGACGCCCACACCAUCCAUCGCGCCAGCCAACCGACCAUCCACCCAAGGCCCGUACCCCCAGCAUGCCUGGUCAUGCCAUUCCGACGGCGCGGUACCAGGCUGCCCAUCCUCGAUGACAGCACUAGCGACCUCUCCAUUCGCCACCAUAUCCAGCAUAUCAUCCAGUCGGGGCCCCCCGCAGCGGCGGACGCGGGACGGGUGGACGUCGCAGCUAGCGCGCUCGGCGGGCCGGUUCGCGGCCAAGAUCCGCAACCUGGACCCGGUCAAGCUGGCGUACCUGCGCACGUCGUUCGUCUUCGCCAUCUCGGUGCUCGUCACGUGGACGCCCAGCAGCAUCAACCGCGUCUACACGCUCGUGUACCCGCGCCGCUUCAACUUCGGGCUCAACCUCGCCAGCGCCCUGGUCCUGCCGCUGCAGGGCCUCUGGAACGCCGUCAUCUACUGCGCCACCAGCUGGCCCGCCCUGCGCGACGAGGUCGGCGACCUGAGGGCCAGGGUCGCGAGGCGCGCGGCCGGCGGGAGGGCGGGGCGCGGCGGGAGGGCGGAGGGGUCGGCGUCGCGGUAUGGAUGGGCGGGGGGAGGGAGGCGGGAGGUCGAGCUGAGGGCGAGGGCGGCUACGGUGAGAGUUUUCAGGGGCGGGUCGCUGUGAGGGUGCGCCGUUUAUGUCUAAUGUUUGAUGAUUUCUUAUCUUUGGUUUUUUGGAUGCUUCGGCUCAUUCCUCGUCCCUCCUUUUUUGCUGGCCGGGAGCCAGUCGGUAUAGAUAGAUAUCCUUCUGGUUAGGCGGAGAGCUGUUGUUGUCUCCUUGGGGUGGAGAUGCGAUCAUGAGAACAGCGAUCCCGUCAUAUAAUCUCACGUAGCGAUGAUCUGGGAAUCUUGGUUAGUUUUACCAACUGAGUGGCCACGAUGGCUCGCCAGCUCUUGUUUGAGAGAGGUUGAGCCUGAUAAUGAGUUCCAUGAUG
Phialemonium atrogriseum is the source of this 1771-nucleotide messenger RNA. Its product is annotated as G-protein coupled receptor. The record is from RefSeq and is a predicted model, not a curated record. The transcript has 4 exons. Gene Ontology annotation, molecular function: G protein-coupled receptor activity. Gene Ontology annotation, biological process: adenylate cyclase-activating G protein-coupled receptor signaling pathway; cell surface receptor signaling pathway. Bases 1 to 1461 code for a protein of 486 amino acids. NCBI's taxonomy places the organism in Eukaryota, Fungi, Ascomycota, Sordariomycetes, Cephalothecales, Cephalothecaceae. Gene Ontology annotation, cellular component: plasma membrane.